Molecule: messenger RNA, 1050 nt
Organism: Peronospora belbahrii
Lineage: Eukaryota; Oomycota; Peronosporomycetes; Peronosporales; Peronosporaceae
Source: the annotation of a GenBank genome assembly
AUGCGCCUCAUCAGAGCAACCCAGGGCCGUGAGUACGAGAAUAAGCGCCGUGAUUCGUGUCGCUCACACUUUAAGAGGUGGCUGGACUUGAGCCGUAACGAUGAAGCUGAAGACGAAUGUAGUGAGAAUGAGAAGCAGCAGAGCGAAGCACGCUACGCUUCGUUCCUCUCGCUUACUCGUCGUGCUAGCUCCGUGUCGCCUCUCGCCCCUAGUCUAAAGAAAGCCCAGUCGCCACUCGCAGUUAAAUGGAGUUCGUACAUUGAAGCUAUUGGUCUCAAGGACACUAGCAGCAAACAACGUCGCGUUCGGUUUGUAGAAGACGAUACUGAGCAUUACGAACCUCUUGUACGCACGAAACAAGAGAAGCCUAUGUGCUAUUCUUCAACUGAUGAACUGGAUGAGAUGGAGGUCUUCGCCAAGCAGCUCGUGCACCGCGGGUCUCGAUUUGCCGACCAACCUGAGAAUACUAUUCUAGAACAGGGCUUCCUGACAUCGCCUGUAAACGCGCCGUUUUUUCAGAAUCGACGGUACUAUUGCCUGCUUCGAGGCCAUCGACUUCAAAUGUUUACUUCCGCCGCGCAUGCUGCCAAGAAUUCGGGAUUAAAGGAGAAUCUUACGAUUCUCAGAGUGCAGGACUGUGAGACAUUGCCCAUGGAGAAGAAGAUUGCACUGUUUGGCACUGCGUUACCUAUGCAGAUCGGCCUCAUGUUCUACGUGAUCAAGGCGAACGGCGAACGCGUGAUUUUUACAGCAGAUACCAAGAGCUCGAAGCAUAAUUGGGUGCACUCACUCACACGCCUCACGUACGUGGGUGAGGGCGAGUGUUAUACAAGCACACCUCCGCUUCGGAAUCGUUCUAGUUCUGCCCCGACGCCACCUUCGUACAUGCUACCACCAGUACCUGAAAUUGAAUUGGAGGAGGAAAUAUAUGACGAGAUCACUACAUUGGGAUCCCUCCUACUGGCGUCUGUUAAUAUAGAGCGACCUUUUUCUAGGUAUCACCACCACAACCACAUCCAAGGAGAGGUGUCUCGUAUUUCACUACGUUAA